UGGUCUGGGCCACUAUUCCUCCCAGUACUCCACCCAUGCUGAUAUGGGGACUAGACACACCCCCGCCUCAAACCAUAUUUAAAUACAUGAAAACCUUUGACUUGGUUCGGAUGCUGAAACCGAUUCACAAGGACUAUAUGAUAGUGGUCUACCUGGCCACAGAGCUAACGGCCAAAGAUAUAAACUGCCCUUCAUGCUACCCGAUGAUGAGUCAGAUUUUGCCCGUGCGAUUCUACAGUCAGGUGGAGAAGCCCAUAAGGGCAUUGGACCACAUUAGUCGGGUAUCGAUCAGUCCUGGCCUGGUUUGGCACGUUCUACCCGCGGACGGAACGGAGAUUAAUUUGGCGAAGGAGAUUCCUUGCGAGAUCGGUCGUAUACACUGCUUCAACUUCGGGGAUCGCAAUCUGCCGGCACAUGAUGCCACAAUAGCCGCCGUCUUGGAUGAGCUCAAGAGUUGCCGCGUCAUCCACAUCUACACGGCCUUCGAGGAGGAGUCCCGAGCUCUCAAGCGUCGUAGAUAUUACAGCACGUCCAGCAUGCGCCAUAGCCACAACGAAGAUACGAAUGUCGUCUUCACUGGCGAUGUUGGCCAAAAGGCAGAUCCCACGAAACUCACCAUUCUGCGACAUGAGCUGGCCAUCGUUGGCGUGCUAAAGAUCAUUCUGGCCGAGGAGGUAAAAGUCGGCCAUGAGGUGCACUACAAUCGCACCUACGUUGAGCUGAAAACGGGCAACGAGAGUCUGCAGGUGGGUCUGGUGGGUUCCCACGGCGUCAACGAGGGUUUCGUGAUUGUACUGAAUACCCAUAUGGGCUACAUGCUGAUCGAGAGUUUGCCUGUGGGCGGCAGCUGGCAGAUCACACGCAUUAUUUUCAACAUCAAUGUGACGUACUAUCCGCGGGAACUGAUAUUCUUCAGCUUGAAGAACAGUCUGUGCUGUCAGUCCAUCACCGCCUAUUCGGAUGAAGGAGCCCGCCUGAGCCUGUACUCAUUCCAUUUGGAUGUCAUGACCGAAGCAUCUGACUCCGGCUUUAAUCCGGACUACAAGCCGAAACCGUGCUGGCACUGCAACAAAUACAUAAGUUCCGUCCUCUCCCAGAGCAUCUUCGCACUUGGCCUUCUGAUCUUUGUGCUGUCCGUGGGAUUCAUUAUGCUGUGGGACAUUGGCCGGAACAGCGCUAUCACUCCUGUCCACCUGUCCGGUAGCGCAAUCUUAUCUGUCGCAUUCAAUGGUUUAUUGAGCUCCACGGACAAGACAGUAGCAUCGGAGUAACUCAUCC
This is a messenger RNA of Drosophila persimilis, 1278 nucleotides long. RefSeq lists its product as uncharacterized. The record is from RefSeq and is a predicted model, not a curated record. The coding region runs from base 36 to 1271 and encodes 411 amino acids. The transcript is spliced from 6 exons. NCBI's taxonomy places the organism in Eukaryota, Metazoa, Arthropoda, Insecta, Diptera, Drosophilidae.